Messenger RNA from Asparagus officinalis (garden asparagus), 795 nucleotides. RefSeq lists its product as uncharacterized. The transcript has a single exon. The record is from RefSeq and is a predicted model, not a curated record. Lineage: Eukaryota; Viridiplantae; Streptophyta; Magnoliopsida; Asparagales; Asparagaceae. Bases 1 to 795 code for a protein of 264 amino acids.
AUGCUCUCAUCUCUUGUUGAUAGCACUCGAUCUGCUUUCCAAGAAGGCCAAUCAUCUUUAGACUCCAUUGUUCUCGGUCAUGAAAUGAUCCACUACUGCUUAUCUAAGAAAAUUGAAACCUAUAUCCUUAAAAUUGGUUUCAUGAAGUCAUUUGACCGUGUUAGUUGGAACUUCAUCCUUUCUCUCCUUAAGGCUAGAGGUAGGCUAGAGGUAUUAGUCCUCUAUGGUGCAAAAUGGAUUGAACAUAUUCUUGCAUUAUCCAAAUCUUCUGUGAUAGUUAACGACUACCUGACUAAUACCUUUGACUGCUAUAGAUGUCUUAAGCAAGAUGAUCCUUUAUCCCCUAUGUGUUUCAUCCUUGCUGCAGAUAUUCUUAAUAGAAUGCUGAUUAGUAGUGUCAACUCUGGAGAUUUAGCAGAGCUUCAUCUUAAACGUAGAUUAAAUGAUAUCUGGUCUCUACAAUUUGCUGAUGAUACUCUGAUCUUUUGUAGAGCGGAUCAUCAAAAUGUCUCCACUCUUGAGUCUAUCCUCUAUCUCUUCAAUGAUGUCUCAGGUAUUGCUAUCAACUAUAUCAAAUCUAAUCUUUCUUACUCAUGGAAACAUUUCGAUCGAGGUGCUUCCCUAGCUAUAAUUAUGAAUUGCUCUUUAUCCUCCCCUUUCAAGUAUCUUGUUCUCCCUCUGAAAAAUGAUCCUUUACUAAGUAAGACUAGCAGCCUCUCAUCGACUCCUUCCAUAGGAAAUUAUUAUUGUGGAAAACCAAAUGCUUAUCUUUUGGUGGGAGAAUUGUCCUUCUAA